Messenger RNA from Cynara cardunculus var. scolymus (artichoke), 530 nucleotides. RefSeq lists its product as uncharacterized. The coding region runs from base 60 to 221 and encodes 53 amino acids. The record is from RefSeq and is a predicted model, not a curated record. Gene Ontology annotation, cellular component: Golgi apparatus. NCBI's taxonomy places the organism in Eukaryota, Viridiplantae, Streptophyta, Magnoliopsida, Asterales, Asteraceae. The transcript is spliced from 3 exons.
AUGGAAAAUUAUUGGAUCUUACAAUUCGUGCCAUCGAGCAUCUCCCACCCAACCAGACGAUGCCUAUGAAGAGGUUCUUAUUGGAGGUGGAACCACCGAGUCCUGUGAGAUACUUGAUCGGAUCAGCAAUCAUGAUGAUUGGCGUCGUUUUACCCCUUGGUUACAUGAUGUUCCGCAACAAACGUGUUCCGUCUUCUUCAUCUUUCGCUAAACAGACGUAGGAGCAAAGUUAUGAUAUAGAGAUGCAAAGACAUGGAAUUGUGUUUGGUUUUUGUAGUUUGACUCAAAGAAGAGAGACUGUGAGCUCAUAGCAAGUAUGCACACACAGGGAAUGUAAAUGCUUUAAGCUCAAAACUCUCAUCUGUGAUAUUCAGGACUCGAGUUCAUCCUAGAAAUGACAUCCUUGAGUUGAGGCUGUUUUUCAAGUUUUUUUGGAUGUAUUUCCUGAUGUGUAGUCUGAUCUCUCUAGGCGCUUUAAUACUUCUUUAUAAGAACGACAAAAUCCAGUUCAUUUUCCCUUUUAUUUGAUG